Messenger RNA from Bombina bombina (fire-bellied toad), 1767 nucleotides. RefSeq names its product collagen alpha-2(VI) chain-like. The transcript has 21 exons. The coding region runs from base 118 to 1752 and encodes 544 amino acids. The record is from RefSeq and is a predicted model, not a curated record. NCBI's taxonomy places the organism in Eukaryota, Metazoa, Chordata, Amphibia, Anura, Bombinatoridae.
AUUUUUACUCAGAUCUGCACAAACCUCUAAACUUGAUAGAUUGGGCAUCAGAGUUAAUUUAUCUCUGAAUAAUUCAUGACUAAGUCACUUCCAUAAGCAAGCUUGUUGGACUGCACAAUGUUUGGGGACUUGCUAAGAAUUACUUUAAUUGGUUCCUGGUUCGCUAUUUGUUUAAGCCAAUUUGAAAGAGGAUAUUCCUCACCACAGACAGUGAGCAAUGCUGGAACCUCUCAAUGUCCAAUAAAUGUGUAUUUUACAAUUGACACCUCAGAAAGUGUAGCUUUGAAGGAAUCUCCAUUGGGUGGCCUUAUGAAUGAACUAAAAGUUUUCCUCAGGACAUUUGUCAUGCAUCUUCAAGGAGUAAGAAUAAGGGGCAGUCAAAUAAGAUGGAAAUACGGAGCUCUUCACUUUUCAGAUACUGUGGAAUCUAUUAUUGGCCUGACAGAUGACUCAUCAACUUUCAUCGAAAGUGUCAACAAAGUCAAGUACAUUGGCCGGGGCACCUUUGUUGACUGUGCUUUGAAGGCAAUGACGGAAGCUAUCCAGACAGAGUCAGGAGCAAUUGGAGGUCUUAAAUUUGCAAUUGUAUUUACAGACGGUCAUAUCACAGGAAGCCCAUGUGGUGGGACAAUGGGAGCUGCUGAGGCAAUGAAGAAUGCUGGAAUCAAAACGUUUGUCGUGGCCACAAGUUUAGAUACUGUAGAAAGUGAACUUACCUUGAUAGCCAGCACGCCUUAUGAACUGUAUCGUAAUAAUUAUCUGGCAUCUCCAAGUAGCCACUUAAAUAGAACCAUUAGCAGAAUCAUUGAUAUUAUGACAAAAGAAGCUGAAACUGAGUGUGGAGCAAGUAUAUGCUUAGCAAGCAAUGAUUCACCUGGUCCAAAAGGACUAAAGGGUUUUAAGGGUGUAAAGGGAAGUAUUGGAUUGACAGGAGAUCCAGGCCCACCAGGUCCCCAGGGUGACCUUGGAAUAGAAGGUCAAAUAGGAUUUCCAGGUCCAAAGGGCUUUGCAGGACAAAAAGGAGAGCAAGGAAAUGUUGGUGAUCCAGGAAUUAAGGGGGAUCCCGGACGACCAGGUUAUAAUGGGAUCACAGGGGAAAAGGGGAAACCUGGUCGUAUUGGUUCAAUAGGCUGUAAAGGAAGUGUGGGCAUUCAGGGCGAAGACGGACCACGUGGGAAUGUUGGUUUUAGAGGAAUGCCAGGAAUUCCAGGGGAGCCGGGUUUUCAAGGAAAACAAGGUGACUCAGGCCCACCAGGAUUAAAAGGAGAUGCUGGUGACAAGGGGCCUUCCGGAUACAGGGGGAAUGUUGGCAUCCCAGGAAUAAAAGGUUUAAAGGGAAAGAUGGGCAUUCCAGGAGUUAAUGGUGAUGAGGGAUUUCGAGGGGAUAAUGGACUUCCUGGGCAGCGUGGGCCUACUGGAAUUAAAGGACAACAGGGUGAACCAGGAGCGGAAGGACAGAGAGGAUUACCCGGAGAAAGAGGAGAAAAAGGAGGUCAAGGCCCUCCAGGCUUCCCUGGUGCAAGAGGUCCUCCUGGUGAGAUGGGAACCAUAGGAGAGCAGGGCAGUCCCGGUGAUCCCGGAGACAUUGGAAUGAGAGGAGAAACUGGACUUCCAGGCGCACCGGGGGACAGAGGCAAAAAUGGUAACAACUAUCCAGGUUCAAGAGGAAUCCAGGGUGCCAGAGGUGAACCAGGAUUUCCAGGAUUUCCAGUAAGAAUUCUUACAAGUAUUAUGUUUGUUAUUUUGCUAUAAUACGUUGCCUUAAUG